Molecule: messenger RNA, 834 nt
Organism: Heteronotia binoei (common prickly gecko)
Lineage: Eukaryota; Metazoa; Chordata; Lepidosauria; Squamata; Gekkonidae
Gene: CH25H
Product: cholesterol 25-hydroxylase
Exons: 1
Coding region: 1-834 (277 amino acids)
Biological process (GO): cholesterol metabolic process; sterol biosynthetic process
Molecular function (GO): steroid hydroxylase activity; iron ion binding; C-4 methylsterol oxidase activity
Source: RefSeq, a predicted model, not a curated record
AUGAACAGCACAGCGCCGAGCGAGGCAGAGCAGCCGGGCGCGCUGCUGCUGCAGGCGGUGUGGGAGUCGGUGCGGACGCGGGAGCCGCUGGUCCAGUCGCCUUUCUUCCCGGUGGUCUUCAGCUUCGCCACCUACAUGGCCUUCUGCGCGCCCUUCGCGGCGCUGGACUGCUUGCACGGCCGCCUGGCCGCCUUGCAGAAGUACAAGAUCCAGCCGCAGGCGGCUCCCUCGGCGGCCACGCUGGCGGCGUGCACGGCCCGCAGCCUCUACGACCAUCUCGUGGGCAUCUUCCCGGCCACCGUGGCCCACUGGUACUGGCGGCCGCUGAGCCUGCCGGCCCGGGCUCCCGAGCUGCCCCGCCUCCUGCUCGACCUGGCGGCCUGCCUGCUGCUCUUCGACUUCCUCUACUUCGUCUGGCACCUGCUGCACCACCGCGUCGCCUGGCUCUACAAGACCUUCCACAAGGUGCACCACAAGCACGUCGCCACCUUCGCGCUCAGCACCCAGUACUCCAGCCUGUGGGAGCUGCUCUGGCUCGGCCUCUUCGCCGCCCUCGUCCCGCAGCUGCUGCGCUGCCACCCCCUCACCGAGAUGGCCUUCUUCGUGGCCAACAUCUGGCUCUCCGUGGAGGACCACUCCGGCUACGACCUGCCCUGGUCCACCCACCGGCUGGUGCCCUUCGGCCUCUACGGGGGCGCCGUGCACCACGACCUCCACCACUUGAAGUUCAGGGUCAACUACGCGCCUUACUUUACGCACUGGGACCGCCUCUUCGGCACCCUCAGCCGGGCGGCCGGCGACAAUCCUGCGCCCCCCAAGCCCGCCAAAGACUGA